This is a messenger RNA of Sinocyclocheilus anshuiensis, 3327 nucleotides long. Its product is annotated as metabotropic glutamate receptor 2-like. NCBI's taxonomy places the organism in Eukaryota, Metazoa, Chordata, Actinopteri, Cypriniformes, Cyprinidae. Gene Ontology annotation, biological process: G protein-coupled receptor signaling pathway. Gene Ontology annotation, molecular function: G protein-coupled receptor activity. Bases 364 to 3027 code for a protein of 887 amino acids. The record is from RefSeq and is a predicted model, not a curated record. The transcript has 6 exons. Gene Ontology annotation, cellular component: membrane.
UUGAAACCUGGAUUCCACUGCUGGAAUUCAGCCAUAUGUUUUAAAUGCAACAUUACAGUAAUACGAAACUGUCAGCAAGGAUACGAAGAGAAUAGAAGGACUUUUAACCGGAUGUCUUAGUAGAUCCGCCAGGAAUCUGUCGAUGAGAGGUGAACUGGACAGGUCAGAUUGUGAUCUUCACUAACUCCCCUAACAGGUGGGAGAUGGUGAUGAUGCUUGAGCUUGAGUUUGCCUACGCCUUCUUACAAGCGCACUGAAGUGUCUAAAGUCUUCCCUUUAGCACGGCUUGAGCCCAAUCCCUUUCCAACAAGUGAGACUGCUAAAUAGGGAUUGACCUGUAAAGUGUCCAGAUCUUUGAGCACCAUGGCUCAGAGGUCAACUCAUUUCAGAGGUCACGGUCCCUCCUGGCCGCUUCAUCUCACUCUACUGCUGCUUCUAUUGGCCAGGACACACCAAGCUUUGGCUAUCCCAGGUUACAACACUGACACCUCCAAGAAAGAGAUCAUAAUCGAGGGGGACCUGGUGAUUGGAGGCCUGUUUCCUGUUCAUCAAAAGGGGGAGGGGGCUCAGGACUGUGGCCGUAUCAAUGCACAAAGAGGGAUUCAGAGACUGGAGGCGAUGCUGCUAGCCCUGGACAAGAUCAAUCAAGAUGAUCAGAUUUUGCCCGGGGUAACGUUAGGUGCCCACAUUCUGGACACUUGCUCUAAAGACACGUACGCACUGGAGCAGUCACUUGAAUUUGUGCGCGCUUCGCUUACGAAAGUGGAUGAUAGUGAGUACACGUGCCCGGAUGGAUCCUACGCCGUCCAUGACGAUGUUCCACUUGCAAUCUCUGGAGUGAUUGGAGGCUCCUACAGUGAUGUAUCCAUACAGGUGGCCAAUCUCCUGCGUCUUUUCCAGAUUCCUCAGAUCAGUUAUGCCUCCACCAGUGCGAAACUGAGUGACAAAUCCCGUUAUGAUUACUUUGCCCGGACUGUACCCCCUGACUUCUACCAAGCCAAAGCUGUGGCUGAGAUUCUGCGCUAUUUCAACUGGACUUAUGUCUCCACAGUUGCCUCAGAGGGUGAUUACGGUGAGACAGGUAUUGACGCCUUUCAGCAAGAGGCCCGGGCCUUGCAAAUCUGCAUCGCUACGUCCGCCAAGGUCAGUCGCUCCAUGGACCCCUACAGUUAUGAAGGAGUAAUCAGAUCUCUGUUGCAGAAAUCCAAUGCUAAAGUAGUAAUCCUCUUCACCAGAAGUGAAGACGCAAGAGAGCUCCUGGUUGCAGCAAAGCGCAUGAACGUCUCCUUCAUCUGGGUGGCCAGCGAUGGUUGGGGGGCACAGGAGAGUGUGGUGAGAGGGAGUGAGAGUGUAGCAGAUGGAGCUUUUACCAUUGAGCUUGCAUCCUAUCCAAUCCCUGAAUUCGCAACAUACUUCACAAACCUCAAUCCUUAUAAUAACACACGUAACCCCUGGUUCAGAGAGUUCUGGGAAAAUCACUUUCAGUGCAGCCUGCAUGAUAUUAAUUGUGGGAAACAUUCUCUCCGGGAUGGCAAAUUCGAGCAGGAGUCCAAGAUCAUGUUUGUGGUGAAUGCUGUCUACGCUAUGGCCCAUGCCCAUCAUAACAUGAGACAAGCAGUGUGCGCAAACACCACCAAACUCUGCAGUGCCAUGAAACCAGUCAAUGGAAAAAAGCUGUACAAGGACUACAUCCUGAAGACAAAAUUUGAUGCUCCAUUUCGCCCAGCUGAUACAGAUAACAUUGUUCUCUUUGAUGCUUAUGGAGACAGUCUGGGCCGAUACAACAUCUUCCAUUAUCACAAAGAGAAUGACGAGUACGUCUAUAGGAAAGUGGGAUACUGGGCCCAGGAUUUAAGUCUGAACACAAGUCUGAUUCCUUGGGAAAGCCAAGUGGUGCCCACGUCCCAGUGCAGCGACCCAUGUAGGAAAAACGAAAUUAAGACCAUGCAGCCUGGUGACGUCUGCUGUUGGAUUUGCAUUCCCUGCCAGCCCUACCAGUACCUUCUGGAUGAAUUCACCUGUGCGGAUUGUAGCUUUGGACAGUGGCCUUUGGACAAUCUCACAAGGUGUUACAAUUUACCCGAGGAGUACAUUCAUUGGGAGGAUGCUUGGGCUAUUGGGCCGGUCACCAUAGCUUGCCUUGGCAUGCUCUGCACACUCUUUGUCAUUGGCCUCUUCUUAAAGAACAAUGAGACGCCGGUGGUGAAAGCUAGUGGACGUGAGCUCUCCUAUAUUCUUCUCAUAGGUGUCCUACUUUGCUAUUGCAUGACCUUCAUCUACAUCAGCAAACCGUCUGCCGUAGUGUGCACGUUACGGCGGCUCGGCCUGGGAACUUCCUUCGCCGUUUGUUACUCUGCGUUGCUGACCAAGACCAAUCGCAUUGCUCGGAUUUUCAACGGCGUUAAAGAUGGAGCUCAAAGGCCGAGGUUCAUCAGUCCAGCUUCACAGGUGGCCAUCUGUGCUGCUCUCAUUUCCUGUCAGCUCCUGGUUGUGGUGGUCUGGCUUCUGGUUGAGGCUCCUGGGGUGAAAAAGGAGGUCAGUCCUGAAAGAAGAGACGUGGUGACAUUGAAGUGCAACAGCAAGGACUCUAGCAUGCUGAUGUCUUUAACCUACAACUGUGUCCUCAUCAUCUUCUGUACCUUUUACGCCUUUAAGACUCGAAAGUGCCCAGAGAACUUCAAUGAAGCCAAGUUCAUCGGCUUCACCAUGUACACCACUUGCAUAAUCUGGCUGGCUUUCCAGCCAAUCUUCUAUGUUACUGCCAGUGACUAUAGGGUACAGACCACUACCAUGUGCAUCUCUGUGAGUCUGAGCGGUUCAGUGGUGCUGGGCUGCCUCUUCGCUCCCAAGAUCCACAUCAUCCUCUUUCAGCCCCAGAAGAACGUCACCACGCUCAGAGUGGCCACCACUCGAUUCAGUGUGACCACUGGCCCUGGCUCCAGCUUCUCUCAAACCUCCGCCUCCAAUAUUGUGCCUACAGUAUGUAAUGGCAGAGAGGUAGUGGACUCAACAACAUCCUCACUCUGAGAAACAGGAUUCCUGUUUGUUUGCCAAACGCGGUAUACAGAUAAAUCUUAUCUUCACUAGUCAUGAAAUCAAGUGUUUGCUAAUGUUGAGGAGACUAUUCAGAAUAAAAAAAAAGCCUGUUAUGUUGUUCUCAACGUGCUGUGAGUACAAUAUCCCAUUUUGUUUCUCUCUCUCUUUCUCUCUCUGGCUAGUUAGAUAAUAUCAGUGGGAUGCCAGUUUAAACUCUGUAUACCUGUUCUUUUUAUGGAAACCAUAAUAAAGUAUUGUUUGAGAUAUGGAGUUAAAAUAUAGUAAAUCUGU